CAAAUCUUGACAGCUAUUCCAACAAACAUGUCCUCGGCACUUGAAUCGCUCAUCGACAUGGGCUUUCCUCGCAACAGAGCGGAGAAGGCUCUGGCAGUGACUGGAAACCAAGGCGCACAGGCUGCAAUGGAUUGGAUCUUUGCGCAUAUGGACGAUCCGGACAUUGACGAGCCGCACUCGUCAUCAUCGUUGUCGUCGGGAUCUGCGCUGGGCUCUGCAACCAGUCCCUCGUCAUCAUCGUCGGACGCCGCUGCUGCUGCAAGCGGUGAGCAGGCAGCCGCGGUUCCGCCGGAGCAGGCUCGCUCUCUUGUCUGCUUGGACUGCAACAAGAAGCUGCGAUCAGAGCUGGACGCGCAGGCGCACGCCGCGCGAACGCAGCACCAGAACUUUGCCGAGUCGUCGGACGAGAUUAAGCCGCUGACAGAGGCUGAAAAGCAGGAGCAGCUGGCACGCGUCGAGCAACGCCUCAAAGAGGCGCGCGCGGCUCGAGAGGCUGCUGCUGUGGAUGAAGAGCGCGCCAAAGAGAAGGCUCGGCGAAUGCAAGGCAAGGACAUGGGCAUUGCUCGCAAGCAGUUUGAAGAGCAAGAAAUGCAAAAGGCACUUGAAGCUCGCAAACGCGAAAAGGAAGAAGAGAUCAAGGCCAAGCAGCGUGUCCGCGAAAUGAUUGAGCAGGACAAGCGCGCCAGGCUGGGCCAAUCCGCAACACCCGCUGCUGCUGCUGCCCCCACCCCUGCUGCUGCCGCCCCGGCAGCUGUGUCUGCCGCCCCGAAAGAGUACACAACUGCUUCGUUGCAAAUCCGACUCACCAACGGACAGGCAAUCAAAAACACCUUUGACGCUGGAACGACGCUUUCAGAGGUUGCUGGCUGGGUGCAACUCAACCGCACUGACGGCCAGCAACCGUUCGCUUUCAUGACCAACUUCCCAAAACGUGUAUUUGCGGAUGCCGAGUAUAUGCAGACUCUGAAAGAACUCGGCCUGGUGCCGUCGUCCGUCUUGAUUCUGACGCAACCUCGCUGAGCGGGCUGAAAGGUGGCUUCUGGCUUGCCUCUUGUGAUUGUUUGCGGGGGAGCAUGGCUUUCUCGCUGCGUCAAACAUUGAGAUUACAACGCCAGAGCUACUGCUGCAAUGCAAAUAAUCGUCGAAUACCAAAACAAUUCAUCAAUUCAAAAACAAAUACCACAACACUUUAUUUCUUAACCUA
This is a messenger RNA of Capsaspora owczarzaki ATCC 30864, 1204 nucleotides long. RefSeq lists its product as hypothetical. Gene Ontology annotation, molecular function: protein binding. NCBI's taxonomy places the organism in Eukaryota, Filasterea, Ministeriida, Capsasporidae. The transcript has 3 exons. The record is from RefSeq and is a predicted model, not a curated record. The coding region runs from base 28 to 1020 and encodes 330 amino acids.